AUGUACUUGACGCUGGUCUGGAAUGCACUGGGUGCCCGGGCCAUCCGAGGAGGCCUCAACCGAGUCAAUUCGACCGUGUGCAACCCCACGGCGCACAGCCCGCAGCCUAGAAUCGCUUUCAAAACCUUGGCCUUUGUCCACUUUGGUCCAGGCAUUCGAACCCUCGACAAGUCCUAA
Messenger RNA from Fonsecaea erecta, 177 nucleotides. RefSeq lists its product as hypothetical. The record is from RefSeq and is a predicted model, not a curated record. Bases 1 to 177 code for a protein of 58 amino acids. The transcript is spliced from 2 exons. NCBI's taxonomy places the organism in Eukaryota, Fungi, Ascomycota, Eurotiomycetes, Chaetothyriales, Herpotrichiellaceae.